Molecule: messenger RNA, 825 nt
Organism: Colletotrichum godetiae
Lineage: Eukaryota; Fungi; Ascomycota; Sordariomycetes; Glomerellales; Glomerellaceae
Exons: 4
Coding region: 1-825 (274 amino acids)
Source: RefSeq, a predicted model, not a curated record
AUGUCCCGAGCUGUCGAUAGACUUCCCGCUCCCGCGGAGGGCCGUUCAAUGAAAGUUAUUGGACUCGGUCCUAGCCGUACUGGAACUCUCGGACUAUGGCAAGCAUUGAAGAUUUUGGGGUACACCCCCUUCCAUAUCUCAGAGCUCUUGCCGUAUGGCUUCCAGCAAAUGAGGGCACUUCAAGAGGCUAUCAUCGCCAAUGACAGCGACAACCCAUUUCAACGGGCCGAAUUUGACAAGCUCUUCGCCGGCUACGACUGUAUUGUCGAAAGCCCCUGCUAUCUUUGUCCAAACAUCAUCAAAGAGUACUUGGAAGACCCAAAUGUCAAGUUCAUCUUGACAGAGCGUACACCAGAGUCUUGGGCUAAGUCGAUCGCGGGAUCCCUCGGAGCCUAUCAUGCAAAGCUCGCGAAGCCGCCUUUGUCGAUCGCUAGGUACUUUGACAGCUUCAUCUGGGAGCUGACUGCGCUGUUCAAAGCCAUGACGCACAGAUGGUCGGGUGGACUGGAGCCCAGUGACCCUGGUUUCAAUGAAGCGCUGUCCAAGAGCUAUAUAGAGUACCUAGAGAGCGUAAAAGCUCUUGUGCCUGCUGACAAGCUUCUGGUCUUGAACCUUGAAAAGGGAUUCGGCUGGGAAGAGAUCUGCAUGUUCUUGGGGAAAGACGUUCCGGAGGAACCAUACCCGCGCAUCAAUGCCAUGUCAGACUUCCAUAUUGCCGCAGAGAUGGUGGUAUCUCCCGCAAUCAAAAAGACGAUGCGGAUUCUCACGUCGUCAGCAGUUGCCGUUGCUGGUGUCGGUAUUUGGUUUUGGCAGAGGAGGAGGUAG